AUGGACGGCCUGGUGUUUAUGACGGCUGCGGCCCACCUCGUCUAUACACCCUUCACUAAGGUCGAGGAGAGCUUCAAUUUGCAGGCCAUGCACGAUAUCUUAUAUCUGCGCAACAAUUUCUCGCAGUACGAUCAUCAUGAGUAUCCAGGAGUUGUGCCUCGCACUUUUGUUGGGCCCCUCAUUGUAUCGAUGUUCUCUGCUCCGUUUGUGGUGCUCUUCGAGAUGCUGAGCAUCAAUAAAUUCUGGGCCCAAUAUGUAGUCCGCCUUGUCUUAGCUGGAGCUAUUACAGUUGCGUGGAACAAUUUGCGAAAGGCCGUUACCAACAUCUAUGGCAUCGAAGUGCGUCUAUGGUUUACGGCUAUAACCAUAACGCAAUUUCACUAUAUUUUCUACAUGACGCGGCCCCUGCCAAACAUCUUUGCAUUGCCAUUUGUGCUCUAUGCAAUUACGUAUUGGAUGCGCGGCCAAACCAAGCCAUUUAUCAUAUGCUCUGGCAUUGCAAUCAUUGUGUUUCGCUCCGAGUUGGCAUUGUUUUUGGGGUUGCUGCUUGCGCAAGAUCUGCUGAGGCAAAAGUUAUCUAUCGAUGGUUUACUGAAGAUUGCUUUGCCGGCUGGAGUGUGCAUUUUGGCAGCUACUGUAUUGGUGGACUCGUUCUUCUGGCGCCGCCUACUAUGGCCUGAGGGCGAAGUGCUGUGGUACAAUACGAUACUCAACAAAAGCUCAAACUGGGGCACGUCCCCAUUUCUAUGGUACUUUUACUCGGCACUUCCACGGGCUAUGGGUGCGUCAUUGUUCUUUGUGCCGAUUGGCAUUUACUUUGAAAGGCGCCUACGACCCCUGGCUCUUUCGGCAUUGGGAUUCGUGCUGUUGUACUCAAUACUGCCACACAAGGAACUUCGAUUUAUCAUAUACGUAUUUCCUGUUCUCAAUAUUGCUGCAGCCUGCGGCUGCCAUCGUUUGUGGAUGAACAGUGCCAAAUCCGCAUGGCAUAGCUUCCUGGCAUUGAUUGCAGCGUCGCAUUUGCUUGUCAAUGUGCUGAUAACCAUAUUCCUGCUUGUUGUCUCGGGAACCAAUUAUCCAGGUGGCGCAGCGCUCUCUCGGUUGCAUCGUCUGGAGGGGGCCAAUUCAAAUGUAACGGUUCAUAUUGCAAACUUGGCCGCACAGAGCGGUGUAUCGCGUUUCAUGGAAAUCAACAGCAAUUGGACCUAUAGCAAGGAUGAAUCAAUGAACUAUACUCAAGCGGAAAUCGCCAUCUAUAGUCACUUGUUGGUGGAAGCGAAAAAUAAGCACAACACGGAGCUGUGGGCAACAUUGGAGGAGAAUUUCGAAAUUUUGGAGUUUAUAGAUUGUUUCAAUAGCAUCGGCAUUCAGUACAACUCCAUCCUGCCAGUGCGGAUUAAAACAAAGCCUUGCAUAGGUAUUUUGAAGAAACGAGUGCCUGCUGAGACAGUGCUCCAACAUGAAGAGAAGCCACCAAAGGAAAAGAGUCCAAAAGAAAUUACGAAAAAUAAACGAAAAGAGAAAAUUGAGGCAGAUAAAGUGGAAGUAACUUCAAAUUUGCCUUUGGAUAAUGACAUAAAAGAAGAAACCGAGUUGGACAACAAAGCCCCCGAGCCAAUGGAUAAAUCUGAGCAACCCGUUAUAGACCAUAUGGCGGUGCAGGUUGAUGAUGACGAUGGCAUAGUGGCUACUGUGGAGGAAGUAUCUCUGGAACUUAAUGAUGGCCCUGAAGCAGCAAAAGAGAUAAACUUUCAGGAACUGCGAAACCUUGCGCUGAAGCAAACGCCACAAAAGUCCCGCGCUGCUACCAAACUUAAGAUUCGAAAAAUAAUUGAGCAGCACUUUAGAGCCAAGGGGCGGCAUAUUGAAAAUGAUUCUGCGGAAAUCCAGAAGCCGCAUGGCGUCCCACGUAGUGGACUGCGUCAAUCGGUAAAGUCGAUCAUAAAGCAGGAGAAGAUUAAAGAAAUGAUUGAACAGAUUGCUACGAUGGACUUAACACGCAUCUGCGACCUGGAGAAGACCUCAACAAAGGAGUGCCUAAAGCAGGUCAUAGACAAAAUGGAUGAGGAGAGUAUAAAUCAAAAAUGACAAAAACCAUGUCUGCCCCAUAAGUUAUAAUUUAUUUGAUUAUCUGUAAUAAACUUGCUCCCAACGGCGAAUUUAAUGCUAA
Molecule: messenger RNA, 2170 nt
Organism: Drosophila mojavensis
Lineage: Eukaryota; Metazoa; Arthropoda; Insecta; Diptera; Drosophilidae
Gene: Alg12
Product: probable Dol-P-Man:Man(7)GlcNAc(2)-PP-Dol alpha-1,6-mannosyltransferase
Exons: 5
Coding region: 1-2088 (695 amino acids)
Biological process (GO): protein N-linked glycosylation
Cellular component (GO): endoplasmic reticulum membrane
Molecular function (GO): alpha-1,6-mannosyltransferase activity
Source: RefSeq, a predicted model, not a curated record